GUUUGCGUCCCAAAAUAUUGUCGGCUGUGGCUAAAUAUCACCUUCGCCAGUGACCGCUGUCAGAGUAGUCCCAGGUCUGACUGACAGAAGAGAAGGGACGGGCUGUUCGACCUAUUGCCGCCGCCACCCCCAGCCAUGGGUCUGCCCUCGUACCUGUGUGCGGCCGGCGCCGUGGCCGUCGGCCUGUACCUGGUGCGCCGGCUUCGCGCGCGCCACUGGGGCCGGUGCACCAGCCAACGCUCGAUGGCCGGCAAGGUGGUGGUGGUGACGGGCGCCAACAGCGGCCUAGGAUGUGAAACGACGCUGCGGCUGGCCGAGCGGGGCGCUGCCGUCGUCAUGGCCUGCCGCGACCUCGACAAGGCGCGCGCCGCCCAGGAGCAGAUCCGCCGCCGGACCGAGCGCGGACAGCUGAUUCCGAUGCACCUAGACCUGGCGGACUUAAACUCGGUCAAGGAGUUCGCGCGCGCCUUCAAGGAGCAGUUCAGCCGGCUGGACGUGCUCAUGAACAACGCGGGCGUGGUGUACCCCGUGGAGGCGCACCAGCGCACCGCGCAGGGAUACGAGAUCCACUUCGGUGUCAACCAUCUGGCCCACUACAUGCUGACCGGACUGCUGUUGGACCGGCUGCAGGCGUCGUCCACCGCGCGCGUGGUCGUGGUCACGUCCUCCCUGUACAAGAAGGGCCGCGUCGACCUGGCGCACAUUGCCAACGGCGAAGACCUGAAGCCCGGCCGUCGGCUCAACCCGGCCUACGCCAACUCGAAGCUCUGCAACGUGCUCUUCGGCCGCCAGCUGGCGCGCCUGCUGGAGGGCAGCGGCGUGCGCGUGUACUCGUGCUGCCCGGGCUGGGUGUACUCGGGCCUGUUUCGGCACUCGUCGCUCUCGUGGGUGGCGCGGGUGGCCGCCCUGCCGGUCGCCUUCCUCUUCAUGCGCACCGUGGCUGAGGGUGUGCAGACGCAGCUGAACUGCGCCGUAUCCGAGCAGCUGGAGCUCGAGUCGGGCCACAUCUACGCCAACUGCAAGCGCGAGGAGUACGCGCCGGUGGCGCUCGACGAGCCGGCCGUGCAGGGCUUGUGGGACCUCAGCGCCCAGCUGACCGGCGUCCGAUUCCACGUCACCGAGCUGGAGCGGGCGCAGAGCGAGGAGUAGCGGGACCGGCAGCGAGAGCGGUGCGGAGCUCGGGGAUGGGCUCGGAGCGGAGAAGUGGGCGGCGUCGGUGAUCGCAGCGGGGGCAGCCCCGGAGGGCAUAGAGGGGAAGAGAGACGCACUGGUGGAUUGAUAUCAAAUGGUACAGAGGACGCAAUAGGAGUAGUGUUGGAGGUGGUACGAAAGGGUCGUUUUUAGUGGCUGGGAAAACCAGGAUAAAAUGAGAGAGAGAGAGAGAGAGCGAGAGCGAGAGCGAGAGCGAGAGCGAGAGCGAGCACGAACGGAAACAUUUGGUUAAGCGCAGCGGUAUUUGGUAGGGCGGCUGGCUGGCCUGUGGUGGAAAUGGCAGGAUAUGAUUGCCUGCGCAGGACGUAGAGCGGCGGGAGGGUCGGUGAUGAUGUCGAAAAAUGAUCUGUGCUGUGUCUGUAGCGUUGGACGGCGUCAGAGUUGCGUUCUGAAGUUCUGUCGUUACGGGCGCUGAGCCUUGCGGACUGGAGUGGACAGGGCAACAUUGGUGGUGUUGGCGUGGGCUUUGUGAAUGUCUGACCGUCCAGGUGGCGCAGUUUUCCGGUGUGAGUCUAAUGACGGCUUCUGAACACUGUUGGUCGCAUCUCGUCAAUAUGGGCAGGCAAGUGUCAGUUUCGGCUCCACAAAUGUGUGAUGUUCGGUACGGUUGUGCGUCCCGCUUGUUAUGGCUGUAUCGCUCGGCUGGCGAACUGAGGCGACUUGUGUACAGUGCUCACUGCACCCAACCGUCGCGCCUGAUGGGUGUGGGUGAACAAGUGUGUCAGCGAGCUGGGGUCAUUUCGUGGAUGGCAAUGCCCAAUAUCAGCGUCCAGCGUCUCCAGGGCACUACUCGAAAGAUGCGUUUGUUUUGACUUUGGGUGCAAUUUCUGCGACCCUCUCCCCUGGCGCCUGGAUAUUCUCCUAACAUGGCAUGUGUGGUUGUGACGACCUUUGGGCGUGCAGUGAUGACCACCCGGCGCCCGGUGUGCAUUAUAUUGUUCUCGGAUCUGUGGCGCGUCCAUGACGGGGUGCCGUUGUGCCGGAAGGCUGGCCGUGCCACCCGCAGGUGCUGGACGGCUUAGCCUGUGGGUGGUGUAGUCUGGGUUGUGUUGCCAGCUGUGUGAAGGCUGUGUGAGGAUGUGGUGUGUGCCAUGCGUAUGGUUAUACGAUAUGUGUUGAUGUAGGUUGGUUUGCGUCGUUCUCCCAUUGCGUAGAGUGACGACUGAUGAGGCCAACCAAACAAUAAAGUUCUUGCUAUACG
Messenger RNA from Pollicipes pollicipes, 2413 nucleotides. Its product is annotated as retinol dehydrogenase 12. The transcript has 3 exons. The record is from RefSeq and is a predicted model, not a curated record. The coding region runs from base 136 to 1149 and encodes 337 amino acids. Lineage: Eukaryota; Metazoa; Arthropoda; Thecostraca; Pollicipedomorpha; Pollicipedidae.